AUAAGAACGGGGUAUGAUGCUCAACUCAUUGACCAACUCUGUGCCAAAAGUGAAAUCAGGAGGGCUAAAAGGGGACACAGGAUGGCAUUGACAGUACAUGAAGGGCAAAAGGGUAACUAGGGAGACACUAGUGCGUCUUAAAGAUCAACAAGAUCGUUUAUGUGUGGAGCCACAGGAGAUCAAUGGGAUUGCAACUUUCGCCAGUGAUGAGCUGAUCCCGGGGAUGAGAUUACCUCGUUCUGAUGAGCAGGGUGGCCCACAAUCUUUCGCUCCCUUGAAAAGGACACAGCAGCUCCAUAGUAAAUACGCGAAGUGCAAGAAUGAGGUGGGAGAACCGCUGGUACCUCCGAGUUCACCAGCUGACAUUGUUUGGUGGGAGACUGCCGACAGUCAUGGAGUCAUAGAGAUGUACAACAUGGAAACAGAUCCUUCGGUCCAACUUGUCCAUGCUGUGGGAUAUAGCACAAGCAGUGUUACUUCUGCAAUCAUAAUUACUUAUGCAAGGAAACAGAGUUUAUUGGCACAGACUCCGCCCCUUGAAUUCGCUGUUCAUUCGAUUCAACUGGGAGAUUGGGUCUUAGUAAAAUCAUGGACAGAGACUAAAUUGCAACCGGACUUGGAAAGGCCGUACCAGGCUCUUUUGACCACUGAAACAGCGAUAAGAAUGGCGGGGAAAGGCUGGACUCACUACACUCGGGUCAAAGGGCCAGUGGAAUCUCCAGUUGAGGAAGAAGUCUGGACAGCCGAAUCAACGGAAGCACCACUGAAACUCAAGCUAAAGAGACUUUGAGUAACAGAUUAUACAGUGGCGAUGCGAGCGUGGGAUUAUUUCUGUAGGAUUGUAUAUUAAGUCUUUUUGUGCUUCAACACGAUUUUUAGAAUGCUGGGGAUGCAUAGGGUUAUGAUACAAGCUCUCUUAGUAUUGGGAUUUUGUCAAACAUUAUUUUCAUAUGUGUUAUUAACGGUCCUUGAGUCUGAUAAUCCGCAAGUAAUAGAUCUGACGCACGUAGCUUAGUAAAUUGUGGGGAUGUAGAUAAUCAGAGACAGUACAGCAGCUCAGAGAUACAUCUUAAGUCCUUUGGGGAUGGUCUCGGGGAUGGUACUUGGUAUAAUCGUUUCGUCAUAGUAUACCGGGCCCCCUUCUGAUCAGCUCUUGAUUGUCCCGAUUAAAAAGUGUAACCCAAUAUAUCUAACGAUAAAGAAAACCACAUGGCACGAAGCAACUCUGGGGGUGGGGGGCCACCUAUGAUAUACAAUUAAAUGAAACAUUUGGGAUAGGAAUGAAAACAAACGGUAAGGAUUUCUCGGGCUGUUGUUUUCGAAUUAGUGUAGGACAGGGAAAAUGGGCAGAACUACUGGAUAAUAAGGUACAACCCUUCACCUCUCUCGAUGACCUUAAAGUAGUAAACAUUGUACAGGUGAAGGACUUUGAAACAGACCAUUGAAAUAGAAACUGGUUACGGGGAUGCAAAUGCCUGGGUUGAAUGGGUAAAGUAUACUGUAAAAAGUCUGAACAAGAGCAAU
Messenger RNA from Chiloscyllium plagiosum (whitespotted bambooshark), 1524 nucleotides. The record is from RefSeq and is a predicted model, not a curated record. Lineage: Eukaryota; Metazoa; Chordata; Chondrichthyes; Orectolobiformes; Hemiscylliidae.